This is a messenger RNA of Balaenoptera musculus (blue whale), 2964 nucleotides long. RefSeq names its product Src homology 2 domain containing E (gene SHE). Gene Ontology annotation, molecular function: phosphotyrosine residue binding. The transcript is spliced from 6 exons. The record is from RefSeq and is a predicted model, not a curated record. NCBI's taxonomy places the organism in Eukaryota, Metazoa, Chordata, Mammalia, Artiodactyla, Balaenopteridae. The coding region runs from base 362 to 1969 and encodes 535 amino acids.
UUCGUCUCCCCUGGUCUCCGGGAGUGUGGGCAGGGCUGUCCCGGGGCUUCCGUGGGCCCGGCCUCUCCCACUCCGGGAGGAAAAAGCAGGGGAAGCCCCCGGCGCCCGCCGCCCCCGGAGACCCGCGGAGCCCCCGGCCGUGCAGGCGCUGAAGACGAGCUCGGGCGGGGCCCCGGUGCGUCGUGCCUGUCGCCGUCCGUGUCCGGAGCGGCGGCUCGCGCCCGCCCGCUCGGCGCCCCGAGCCCCCCGCCCCGGGCCGUAGGGGCCCCACCCUGCGGGUAGUAGGCGACGGCCGGCCCGGGACGAGCGGAGCAGCCGUCGCGGGGCCUCGCCGCGGCCUCUAGCGCCCCAGCCCCGGGGAAUGCAGUGGCCCCCGGCCCCUGGCGCUUCUCCGUGUCUAAGCUGGGCCUCCUCGCUCGCCUGCUCCGCGGCCACGACGCUCCUGAGCCGCGCCGGCCGGGCCCCCCUCAUGGCGGCCAAGUGGUUCAAGGAGUUCCCCCUGAACCUGAAGACAGUGUCGGAGCGGGCCAAGCCCGGCGGCGGGGGAGGCGGCAAAUUGCGCAAGAACUCGGAGGCGGGCGGCGCGGGGCCCGCCCCGGGCAAGGGCCGAAAGAACUCGGCGGCCGAGCUGGGGAGCAGCCGGGCCGGGGUCGGCCCCCCAAAGGAUAGCCGGUUAUCCCGAGACAGCCUGCAGGGUCUGAUUCAGGCCGCCGCGGGCAAGGGCCGCAAGAACUCCCGGGCCACCGAGGAGGAGCCCCACCGGGGCGCGGCCAAGAGCUCAGGCUGCAGCACCUACAUCAACAGGCUCAUCAAGGUGGACACUCAGGAGAAGAAUGGGAAGAGCAACUACCCCAGCAGCAGUAGUAGCAGCAGCAGUAGCAGCAGCAGCCCUUCCUCCGCGUCCUCUUCCCCUUCCUCCCUGGGACCCGAACUGGAGAAGGGCAAGAUUAUUAAGCAGCAAGACACGGUAAGAAUACAACCUCCCUUGGACCACCUCUCCCCUACUGAAGCGGAACAGUGGGAAGGGAGCAUCGUCAACCCGCUAAACUCUAGGGUUCUAAAUACCUCAGAGAAGGUCAUCAUUUUAGAAGACUAUGCUGACCCUUAUGAUGCUAAACGGACGAAAGGCCAAAGGGAUGCAGAGAGAGUAGGGGAGAACGAUGGAUACAUGGAACCCUAUGAUGCACAGCAAAUGAUAACAGAAAUCAGACGACGAGGUUCCAAAGACCCCCUGGUGAAGGCUCUUCAGCUGCUCGACAGCCCCUGUGAGCCAGGGGAGAACGGCGCAAAGCCCGAGGCGCUGGCCAAGAGACGGAGCUCCAAGGAGCUGCUGGGGAAGCCGCCGCAGCUGUACGACACGCCCUACGAGCCGUCGGCCGAAGGCGGCCCGCGCGCCGAGGGGCUGGAGCGGAAGGCGCGGCUGCCCCAGGACGACGAGAGGCCCGCGGCCGAGUACGAGCAGCCCUGGGAGUGGAAGAAGGAGCAGAUCGUGCGGGCGCUGUCGGUUCAGUUUGAAGGCUCUGAGCGACCUUCCGUCAAGGAGGAGACAGUGAGGCAACACCACCGACAGAAGAGUUGGACCCAGAAGAUCCUGAAGCCAACCCUCUCUGACCACAGUGAGGGGGAAAGAGUGGACCCAGCCCUGCCACUGGAGAAGCAGCCUUGGUAUCAUGGUGCCAUCACCCGUGCUGAGGCUGAGAGUCGACUACAACCCUGCAAAGAAGCUGGGUACCUGGUUCGAAACAGCGAGUCAGGGACCAGUAGGUACUCCAUUGCACUAAAGACUAGUCAAGGAUGUGUCCACAUCAUAGUGGCUCAGACCAAAGACAACAAGUAUACCCUGAAUCAGACGAGUGCUGUCUUUGACAGCAUCCCGGAAGUGGUACACUAUUAUUCCAAUGAGAAGCUGCCUUUCAAGGGGGCAGAACAUAUGACCUUGCUCUACCCUGUGCACAGCAAGCUGCACUAAGGUUCAGCCACCAAAAGCCCCAGCGGGGCCUCUCACACCUAGGAGGGCAUCAGCACCCAACCAGUAUCUCAGGGGACAAGGCUGGACUGCACCAUAAUAUUUUGGAGGAAGUGGGACGCUUCAUUUAGGAGUCAAAAAGUCUUCGGCCUUGAAUCCAUUCCAUGACACUUGGCUACUGACCUGUCCCUUUUCUCCUUGCUAAACAGUUCUACAAUGAGAAACCAUAAUUUAUCAGUUGCCUCCAGUCCUGGCGUAGGGUGCUCUAUUUGGGGCGUGACCCUCAGGAAAGGUAAGUCAGGAGUCCAGAAAUAUUAAGAUUCUCCAAAAAUGUGCUAGUUGUUCCGUGGAAUACCUGGUCUCCAAACAAACCAACAAAAAUGCACUUGGCUUUUACAUAAGACAACAAAAGAUGAUCAUGUGGACCCAAAGAGCAUGUAAUACAGGACCCCUUCUUGGGGGAAAAGCAUGAACAGUGGAAAAUAAGUAAAUAGUGGGCACUUUGGAGAAAGCUAUAUUUCACUCUUGAGGGUCCUAGUUCAGCUCCGGAGUCCAUAAAAAUUCACAACUGUAGGGUCUGGCAAAAGGAUUAUUAAGAAAGUUUGUGUUUUCUCAAUUUCUGUGGACCUUUUCAGCAAAUCAGUAAUAUAAGCAUAAAUAAGAAGGAAGAUGCCCCUGAUUUAAGAAUCACCAAUAUAAUUAAACAUUGGCAGCGUUACCAUUAUUCUGAAUUAUAGAAUAAAAUGCACAACGAAGAUUUCAUUUCUGAUUUUUAACAAAUCUGAAAAUUUACAAAGCUCAACAACUGUUUUCUUAUUGAAUAAUUAUACAGAACUUCUGAUAUCUUUUGUUUCACCUUUGUUCAUUUUAGUUAUUGGAGCCAUUUUUAAUUUUUAUCCCUAAAAUUGGAUUCGCUUUGUAUUUUAGAGUAACUUAAAAAUAUAUAUAUAUAGGGAGUUCCCUGGCGGUCCAGUGGUUAGAACUCCACAGUCUCACUG